ACGAGCCGGCCGGAUUGCUCUCCAAGCCAAACACGGCCCAGAGAGGCGAGAGCCCCCACACCGCCAAACCCGACCCGGAAAUCAACUGCACACGCUCCGAUCCCCUCUCUCCAGAUCGAUUCGGACCCCAUGGGUUGGCGUUGGCACGACGACGGCGAUGACGGCGGCCGCGGCCUGGGCGACAUCCCCGACCUCGCCGGCGGCGGCGGAGGCGGAGAUGGGGAGCGCUGCGCCACGCGCCGGGUGGUGCAGUCUCGGUGCCACACGGAGGAGGUGGAGCCCGGCCGCUUCGUCCGCAAGUGCGAGAAGACCGAGCAGCUCCUCCGCGACUGCGUCGGCAGGCCCUCUGAACUGGUGGAAUCAAAAACUGAAAAUACUGAAGAAGACGUCACAGAUGAAAUGAAAAGCGGGUCACUAUCUCUUGGUUUUCCGACCAAUGAGCCCUUUGCAUUUCCUGGACUUCGCAGUGACAUAGAAGCUCUUGAGAAAGGCCUUUUCGGGAGCAUUGGUAGCUUUCUGGAUGAUGCUGAGAGGAUGACCAAUGAUUUCUUGAAGUCUUUUGGUGUCCCUUCCAUCAAUGAAAGGGAGUCGAGCUCAUUUGAUGGACAACCUACAGGCAGGCACAUUGGUGGACAACCUGCAGGCAGGCACAUUGAGGAAGGUACUGCAAAGGACACUAAACAGAACGACUACGCAGAAUUCAGCAGCAAGAUUACAGAUGUGUAAGGAUCUACAGUUAGCUGACGCACCUUUGGGAGCAGCUUGCCAAUUUUGUAUUUUGAACAUCUCCAUGGUUGUAAUUGGAAGGGGAAGGAUCAGUUUGACUGUUUUAUAAGCAGAGUCGUCUGAAGUCUGAAGUGUUGCGCUUAUAAGAACAAUUGUGUAUAUUACUGUUUUAGAUAAGCCUGUUUGUGUUCCUCAACAAUGAGAUCAAUUAUGGAUGGUUUUUUUCUCUGCUUAA
Molecule: messenger RNA, 961 nt
Organism: Oryza sativa Japonica Group (Japanese rice)
Lineage: Eukaryota; Viridiplantae; Streptophyta; Magnoliopsida; Poales; Poaceae
Product: fra a 1-associated protein
Source: RefSeq, a predicted model, not a curated record